Messenger RNA from Arachis stenosperma, 1728 nucleotides. RefSeq lists its product as uncharacterized. The coding region runs from base 1 to 1728 and encodes 575 amino acids. Lineage: Eukaryota; Viridiplantae; Streptophyta; Magnoliopsida; Fabales; Fabaceae. The transcript is spliced from 10 exons. The record is from RefSeq and is a predicted model, not a curated record.
AUGCCUCCUCUAUUUGAUUCUAUCUCUAAGAUCCACCUUCCAAGGGAGGCAUGGAGACUUAAAGUUAGGGUACUAAGAACUUGGAUUGUUCCUUCUUUUGGAAAUUAUGAAGUUGCAAAUUCAAUGGAAAUUGUUCUUGUUGAUGGAGAUUCUAACAAAAUACAAGUAACUGUUAAGAAGCAUCUCAUAAAUAGGUUUAAAGAGAGUAUUAUUGAGGGUCAAACAUACCGGAUGUCAUAUUUUAGUGUUGUUCCAAACCAAGGCAAUUAUAGGGCAGCAGAACAUGAGUUUAAGUUGGUUUUUCUUAACCGUACAACUGUUAUUUCUGUCCCUGACGAUGAUAUCCCAAAGACAUGUUUCAGUUUCUGUCCCUUUGAUGAGCUCUUGAAAAUGACUGAAGAUUACGUUUACUUAGUUGAUGUUAUUGGUUUGCUGACUUCUGUUGGUGAAGAGAAAGAGUAUGUGAAAGAUGUGAAAGUGAUGAAGAUGAUCGUUCUUGAGUUAUCUUCAAAAGAGUUUGUUUUUUUCCUGCUUGAUGUUGAUUGUGUUGACAAUAUGCUUGCUCUGUUUGGGGAGUAUGUGGAUGAAGUGCAUCAUUUCUUAGGUUCUGGCUAUAUAGAGCAGCCGAUUGUUGUGAUCCAACUUGCCAAACCAUUGUUUAUUGCUAAUGAGGGCAAGGGUGUUUCAUUGGAAGAUGAUUUUCUGCGGCAUACUAGAAGAUGCACUAUUGACGAACUUCAUGAUAACAACGAGGUUUAUUGGGAGGGGUCUUUUGUGGUUUUUGGUUGUGUGAGAUCUAUUGUGGAUGAGGGACCUUGGUGGUAUUCAGCUUGUGUUUGUGGGAAGUCAAUUCAGCCUCAAGGUGGUGCAUAUUAUUGUGAUUUUUGUCAGCACUAUGUUACCAAUGUGACUCCUAGAUAUAGGAUCAAAAUAGCUGUUGAGGAUGAUAAUGGACAUGGUGUAUUUGUGUUAUUCGAUCGUGAAGCUGCUUACUUAUUAAAAAAAUCAUGUGCUGAUCUGUUUGGAGAAGUUCAGAAGGAUGCAAAUGUCGUUUGUGGAGAUAGUUAUCCUGUGAUGUUCCAGCAAUUGGUGGGUAAAAAAUUGCUCCUUAAGAUAAAUACCAAGAGUGUUGGUGCAUACAAGUAUUUUGGAACUUUCCGUGUGAGAAGAGUUUGUGAUGAUGCUGCUAUUAUUUCCAUGUUUGAGUUGCCUAACUAUGAUGCCGAUGAUGAGCGUACUCCAUUGAAGGAUGGUAAGUUGGGAAAAAUCCCUUCAAGUGAGGAUGAACAUAUUGUUGACAAGAGGGAGCCCUGUGAGGUGUUGGAUGAGGGUAUCACUGCUGAUGGGAAUUGUUCAAAUAUGAAGACAAACUGCAGGCCUUUGAUUGAUUUUCUUGGUGAAAAGGGUGCUGAAGUUCCUGGAUUGGAUGAUAUAAGUACUGAAAUUGAUAUUGUAAGAGAGGUAGAGAAAAGUGUUGGUGAUAGUGUACUUGUUGAUGGGAAGUGCAGUUUGGAAAUUGAGGGCCUUUUGAAUUCUCCUCCCGUGGAAACUACGGAUGUACUUUCUGCUAUUCUUGAUGGAUCCCCUAUUCAUGUGAUCAAGAAAGAGAAUGUUUCCAAUCCUCCAAGGGGUAGAAAAGCUAAGAGAAAUCUGAAAAAAUCCUUUGAUGAUGUUGCCGAUGAGGAACUUGGCCCAACUUCCAAGGUUCUCAAGAAUUGUGAUGUUUGA